Molecule: messenger RNA, 1896 nt
Organism: Chelonus insularis
Lineage: Eukaryota; Metazoa; Arthropoda; Insecta; Hymenoptera; Braconidae
Product: BTB/POZ domain-containing adapter for CUL3-mediated RhoA degradation protein 3
Exons: 4
Coding region: 408-1409 (333 amino acids)
Biological process (GO): protein homooligomerization
Molecular function (GO): protein binding
Source: RefSeq, a predicted model, not a curated record
AGGUAAGACAGUAUUCUUUGAUGGAGGAUUUGCGCACGCACUAAACGACCAUUAUUUCUGUUUUUUCUGUGUGUCAUGUGGUCGUCUUGUGUUAUUACCAGUGCAUUUCGGAGUUCAAUAAUUAAUUUAUGAUAAAAUACUUGACUUAUUUUCAUUUAUAUAAUUAUAACCAUACUAAUAUUAAUCCAAUAAUGAAAAUAUCAUGAGUAUUGGUAAAUAGAUUAAGUGAAUUAAACAAAAAUGACAUUUAUGAGUAUCACAUAAAAAGAAUUAUUGGAUACACACCCGUAUUUUGAAUACUAAAAAAUUAAUAAGACAGCUGAACACGUGAUUGAUAAGUUUCCUGACAACUCGAUCGAUUGGAAUAAAUCAGCAACGUUAUUUACGUUGCCAGAGUAGUUAAUUAAAUGUUGAUAGCUACAUCUGACAAAAUCGAGCCACCAGAGUCAUCGUCGUCGACCUCGUCUCCGACGACGUCGGAAGUUCAACCGACGUCGACGUCGUCUUCAUUGAUAGUUAGCAAUACCGGAAUGUCUGGUGAUCAUCGUCCAGUAAUUCGCUACCCGUCUGAAUAUAUAAAGCUUAAUAUCGGCGGGUCGUUGCACUACACUACUCUAAGUACACUUAGGAAGCAUGAUACUAUGCUUCGUGCAAUGUUCAGUGGACGUAUGGACGUUCACACUGACUCCGAAGGAUGGAUUCUCAUAGAUCGAUGCGGAAAACAUUUUGGUACAAUUUUAAACUUUUUAAGAGAUGGAUCUGUCGCUCUUCCAGAAAGCACGAAAGAAAUAACCGAGCUUCUUGCUGAAGCUAAAUAUUACUGCAUUAGUGAGCUCGCUGAGUCAUGUGAACAAGCUCUUCUUAGGAAGGAACGUGAAGCUGAACCUAUUUGUAGAGUUGCUCUUAUUACUUCCCAAAAAGAAGAGCAAUUUCUUAUCAGUAGUACUACUAAGCCUGUGAUUAAAUUACUUAUUAAUAGGCAUAAUAAUAAAUAUUCUUAUACAAGCACCUCUGAUGAUAAUCUAUUGAAAAAUAUCGAAUUGUUUGACAAAAUGUCAUUGAGAUUUAAUGGAAGAGUCCUAUUCAUUAAAGAUGUUAUAGGAUCAAUAGAAAUCUGUUGUUGGACUUUUUACGGACACGGUAGAAAAGUUGGAGAAGUAUGUUGUCAUUCAAUAGUUUAUACUACUGAUAAAAAACAUACCAAGGUGGAGUUUCCAGAAGCUCGCAUUUACGAAGAAACGUUAAAUAUUUUAUUAUACGAGCACAGAAAUGGACCUGAUCAAGAGCUUAUGCAAGCAACAUCAUCUCGGGGUGCUGUUGGAGGAGGACCACCUUGCACUUCUGAUGAAGAGGAAGGCGAACGUUCUGGGUUAGCUCGUCUCCGUACUAACAAACAAAAUACCAACUGACCCUCCCGUUCUGUCCCUCCUUCUCGUCCAUAUCCUGUAAAUCCAGCAAUUAUGAGUAUACUUCGUUCAUUGAGAACCCACGCUCAUAUCAAGUAAAACAUUUUUAUUUAACAUUAAAAAGCAAAACAAGAAAAAGUCGAAUAGGAAGAGAGAACGAGAGAGUGAAAAUAAGCGUAAUAAAAAAAGAAAAUGUAUUUAUCUUUACUUUUCACUAUUGACCAAUUAUUAAUUAUCAUUUAAUGAUUGAUUUAGAAUUGAUCCAAGUGCCAAACCUUCAAAUAUCGAUAAAAUAUAUGAUAAUUACACUUACAAUUAUUUAAAAUUAAUUAUUUUUCUCUACGGGACUUCAAUGGUGUUACACCAUGAAUAUAUUCACCCUGUAUUAUAUCAAGAUUGCGAUAAUUAUAACUAUUUAUUAUCAUUUUUAUUUGUCAAUUUGUCAUAUUUAUGAAUAUUCUGAGCGAUUAAAAUAUUAUUACUUAUUGUA